Pseudonaja textilis is the source of this 579-nucleotide messenger RNA. The record is from RefSeq and is a predicted model, not a curated record. NCBI's taxonomy places the organism in Eukaryota, Metazoa, Chordata, Lepidosauria, Squamata, Elapidae.
GUGUAGUACAAAAUGCCAACCAUUGUCACCUUAAUCUUUCUGCUUUUAAGCAUUGCAAUUAUUGUUACUAUAACUCUUGUUCAGGUGAAUCGGAAACAGAUCCUUUCUCCAGGUCUAAAGUAUGGAAUAGUGCUUGAUGCUGGUUCAUCUCGGACAAUAGUCUAUGUAUAUGAAUGGCCAGCAGAAAAAGAAAAUAAUACUGGAGUAAUAAGUCAAACCUUCAAGUGUAAUGUGAAAGGUCCUGGAAUAUCCAGCUAUGGCAGUAACCCUCAAGAAAUUUCUAUGCCCAUCAGCAAUUGUAUGAAUAAAGUAAAGGAGAAAAUUCCUUUUCAUUUGCACAAAAGUGUACCUGUCUACUUGGGAGCCACAGCUGGUAUGAGACUUCUGAGGUUGCGAAAUGAAUCAACAGCCAAUGAAGUGCUUCAGAACAUUCAGACUUAUUUCAUGUCACAGCCCUUUGAAUUUAAGGGUGUUCAAAUCAUAACUGGUCAAGAGGAAGGAGUAUAUGGAUGGAUUACAGCCAAAUAUUUAAAAGGCAAUUUCUUGGAGCUUAUCCAGUAUGGACUUCAUCCAAUAUAA